Messenger RNA from Aspergillus homomorphus CBS 101889, 1573 nucleotides. RefSeq names its product NCBP3 domain-containing protein. The record is from RefSeq and is a predicted model, not a curated record. Gene Ontology annotation, cellular component: cytosol; nucleus. Gene Ontology annotation, molecular function: mRNA binding; RNA 7-methylguanosine cap binding. The coding region runs from base 195 to 1544 and encodes 449 amino acids. Lineage: Eukaryota; Fungi; Ascomycota; Eurotiomycetes; Eurotiales; Aspergillaceae. The transcript has 2 exons.
UCCAGCUUCACUACCUCUAAUUCUGUUAUCGCAAGGCAUUGAACGGGCUGCGUAUUCUCUUCUCUCUAUCUACAAAAGCCAUCUUGCACGCCUACCAUCGUUCAGUCCCUUCCUCCAGAAGGUCCCCUCGCGCAACGCAUCCUUCUCUGCAAUUCGCCGAAGUCUCCAACAGCGCACCCACCCCCGACACCACCAUGGCUUCCAUGGACAUCGAUAUGGAAAUUGACCUUGGGCCUCUUCCGGAAGAAGACCACAUUGAAAUUGAACCUACACCCGCAACAGCUUCCACCGAAGAGGCCGUCGAUGCGCUUUCAUCCGAAGCACAAUACGAGAAGGUUCACAUACGCGGUGUCGAUGAGUUGGCAACAGACGAUAUAAAGCGAUUCGCCCUCGAAAACUUCCCUGUCGAGGAAUCGAGCCGUGUCGAGUGGAUCGAUGACACAUCCGCGAACCUAGUGUACUCAUCGCCAGAGGUCGGCCUUCAAGCAUUGGCAGCUCUCACGCAGUCUAACGAAGAGGAGGAUGUGUCUCAGUACCCCCCGUUACGGCUACGGUCGGCUAAGCUCCUCUCCUCCCACCCUGAUUCCGUACUCCAAGUCCGAUCAGCGGUCAAGACGGAUCGCAAGAGGCCACGCGCGCACGAAGCCAGUCGAUUCUAUCUCAUGCACCCUGAACAUGACCCUCGAGAGCGCCUGCGGCGCGAGCUUGCGGACAGACGUCAGCACAGCGGCGGAGACAGCAGCGAUGGUGACUACAGACGGAGGAGAUUUGAUGGCCGGGAACUGCGGCGACGGAGAGACCGUGACGCUGACGACAACUUCAGCGCGAAUAUGUAUGAUGACACGCGUGCCGUCAGUGCCGAUCGCUCGGAACCGUCUCGUGGACGUGGCCGACGAGGACCAAGGGAUCUGUUCCCUGAAGAUGAAGGGGGCUCCUCGGGGCGUCUACGCAACCGCAGUGCGUCACCCGGUCGCGAUACUUUGAUGGAAGGGGGAUACGCUGAGACGGAACAUUCCAGCUCUCGCCGGCAGUUCCGUGAGCGAUCGCCCCAUUCCAGCCGUCAAAAUGAAGGCCGGGAGCUCUUCCCCUCCUCCACAGCAGGCAGGAGCGACUCUAACACGCGAGAGCUUUUCCCUCACAAGAAGGUCAAAGAACUCUUCCCCAGCAAGCACAGCAAUCACCGCCGGUCCGAUGCGAUUGACGCUGCGGACGAGACUGCGGAUCUCUUCGCUCGCCGGAUCUCGGUACCCUUGGUCGAUGGCGCACAGGACGUGCAGUCUCAGCGAAGAAACAAGAAUAUCGAGCUUUUCCCCGAUAGCUCGGAUUCAAGUGGGCUCAACAUCCGCGGGGCUGCAGGUCAAGGUCGGGAUCAGGGGAUGUCAAUUCGUGGCGCGGCAGGCGGCAUCUCUAUCAAGGGACGGGGGGCUUCUGUACGAGAGCUUUUCCCCUCCAAGUUCAAUUCCAACGCGGGCAAGGAGUUGUUCUCUGAAAAGAUUGAAGGCCGCGGAGGCCCUCGACGGAGGGCAGAGGAUAUGUUCAGCUGAGGCGUUCUGCAUUCUUGGUUCGGAAAUAC